This is a messenger RNA of Cloeon dipterum, 3474 nucleotides long. RefSeq names its product wsck (gene Wsck). Gene Ontology annotation, molecular function: transmembrane receptor protein tyrosine kinase activity; protein binding; ATP binding. The transcript is spliced from 13 exons. The coding region runs from base 205 to 2466 and encodes 753 amino acids. Gene Ontology annotation, biological process: positive regulation of kinase activity; cell surface receptor protein tyrosine kinase signaling pathway; protein phosphorylation. NCBI's taxonomy places the organism in Eukaryota, Metazoa, Arthropoda, Insecta, Ephemeroptera, Baetidae. The record is from RefSeq and is a predicted model, not a curated record. Gene Ontology annotation, cellular component: plasma membrane; signaling receptor complex.
UCUUUGGUGUGGGCAGCGAGCAAGCGUUUGCGUUUCGAUGCAUUGUUAAAGUUGCUGUCGCUACAGGGGUGCACCCACUGCUUGCUGUUGCUGCAGGUGUUCCUUGAAUAGAGAGGAGAGGAGAAGAUCCCUCACCUGGAAACCACCUGUAUUUCCAGAUUUUUUCUCGUGAAAAUGGACUAAAGCCUUAAAAUAUCGGUGACAAUGGCCAGUUUGGAAGCUCUCGUGGCUGCGCUAUUUGUGCUUUGCUUUCCGCAUAGUAUCAGCUCGACCGAAGUAGGUCAAUCCUAUCCUAUCGGAUGCUUCAGCUUCAGGAUCGAAUUGAAGUCAAAUUAUUUUGAAAUUUCGCCUGUUUCGUCAUCUUCUUCAGUGGACAACUGCGUUAUAAACUGUCUGAAUCUCUACUACGGGUAUGCGAAUUUGAAAAACGGAGACACCUGCUACUGCAGCUCGAAGCACGAAGGCACAAGUGCAGGAGAAUGCACCACGCCCUGCGCGAGGAAUUCGUCUCAGAUUUGCGGUGGACCCAAUUCCCUCUCUGUUUAUGCAACUGGACAAUUAGUCCCUGGGCCUCCAGAAAUCAAAGUGGACCAGGUGACUGACUCGAGCAUCCUUGUGAAAUGGAAGCGGCCGAAAGCAGCCAACAGCCUGAUCACGGGUUACACCCUCUCCCUGACAUAUUUGCGGGGCUUCUCCUCGCCCUUGCCGCCCAUGGAGUGGGAGUAUGCCGGCAACUCGUCGAGGGCCAGACUGGCGUCCCUGCAUCCAGGCACAGAGUACAACCUGACCGUCAGCGCCAUGUCCGAGGCUGGACUGGGCGUUCCCGCCAUCACCACAGUCUGGACACAAAUUGGAGAUCCUGAUGAGCCGGAAGUGCCUAAAGUGUUGUCUCAGGAUGCAAAUUCUAUAACAAUAGAAAUCACGCCAGCCAGGAACCAGAAUGGUCCAAUUUCCGCCUACCAGAUCAUUGUUAUGGAUGAGAGCGUGCCCACGGCCUUCAACGAAUCCACGCUCUUUGCUUACGCAUUGGCUCAGAAGGAAAGCAUUCCCUACUACAUCACGGCUGAACUCAAUCCAGAUAGCCUGGACACAAAGUUUGUGGUGGGUGACGGCAAGUUCUACGGUGGCUACUACAACGCUCCCCUCUCCGCGGAGGGUCACUUCCACAUUAGCAUGGGUGUUAUCAGCUUCAAGGACGGCGUGCGGAAAUCCAGCUUUGCUCACGCAACCCACGAGCAGCACGGAGUGAUUGUUCUUGACGUCGGUCCAGUGACAAGAGACACAUCGCCGUCGACCAUGGUGAUCGUUUUGUCCUUUGCAAUCGCCUUCUUCAGUGUUCUGCUGGUCUUGUCCAUCGUUGUUUACGUGGUCAUGAGACACAAGGUUCACCAGCGACGCCUCAGGCUGCCCGACAAUCAGGAGCUCUCCAUACAGGGACCAAUUCUUGAAGUGGAAGGAAAUGGUUACGUGCACACCGGAUACAUUCCCGAGGACGAAGAUGAAAGAACAAACCAUUUAGAAGCCUUAAAAGCUAAAAUCUGGAGCAUUCCUGUGAACCACCUGGACGUGAAGAACGAUCUUCUCGGAACUGGAAAAUACGGAUCGGUCCUCAAGGGCAGCGUGAAUCAAAAAGGCUUCCCUGUUCCAGUAGCCAUCCACUCGAUAGCUGAUGUUUUGAUGUCCAAGGCGGAACGGAAAGAAAUGCUGAAGGACCUGGACCUUUUGGUGCGUCCUGGCUCUCACGACAACCUGAUCUCUCUCAUCGGGACCUGCGAACAUCCCGACCUUCUCUACAUAGCCAUCGAACACCAUCCAGCGACCCUGAAGGACGUUCUGCUCGAGUCCAGGAUUCUCGAGCACUCUGCCCCAGACCAGCAAGAUAACAUUACUCGAUUCUGCUCCCUUUCCGAGCACAGCAUUUUGAACACUCUGCUCGGGGUUGCGGACGGAAUGAAAUUCCUGGAAGGCAAAAGGAUUUUCCACAAGAAACUUUGCGCCAGUCACGUUGCCAUGGCAGACGGAGUGAAUCCAAAAAUCAGCGCCAUUGGAAUCUCAGAGUACUGCAGAAGUCAGCAGAGCCCGACCGACCUGACGCGUUGGACCGCGCAGGAGAUUUUCCGCAGCGGCCACUUCACGUCAAAGAGUGACGUGUGGGCGUUCGCGUGCGUGGCCUGGGAGACGCUGGCUCUGGGAGGCACGCCGUACCCUGACGUGCCGACUAGGGAGCUGCCUGCACGGAUAAUGCGCGGCCUCAUCCUGCCUCAGCUGCCACACAUCGGGGAUGAGCUCUUCCAGCUGCUGCUCCAGUGCUGGCAGGUCGACCUCGACGAACGACCGUCGUUCGAGGAACUUGUUGAAGCUCUACACUGCCUCUUGGAUAACCCCGCGCACCACGUUAGCUUUUCCCUUAGAAGUGGAUUCCGGUAUGAGCCAUAUGCGCCUGAAAUGGAAUCAAUCGCCAAAUGACAAAGGGAGGAACGCAUUCUCGUCAGAUAUUAGGUAUUUUUUUCCCACGUGCAAUUUAUAACCUCAAACCACUGCAAUUUUAGCGUGCAGAUAUCAUUCCUUUUAAGUUAAACCAAGCAUUCCAAUUUUAAAAGAGAUCGAAACGCAGCUUAAAAUGAUGACUGAUAUUAACAAAACAGUGAAAUCAAAUAUUGUAUUAUUUUGUUAGACUUGUGAAUUUUAGUCUCCUGUAAAAGCCACUUUUUUAUUGAAUUUUGGGUAAAAAAGCCGGGUUUCCUGGCAAAAAUGUAAACGCUUCCGUGGAAAAUGGCGAUAUUGUAACAUUUUUGGCUAACUUUAAAAACAUUUAAAAAAAUGGAUGGAAAGUUGAUUUAACUUGUGCAAUAUUUUGCAAAUUUAUUUACAUUAAUUUACUAGACUCAACUGUUUUUCAAGUUUCUCGAACCCUUUUAAGAACAAAAAAUAUAAAGGGAGGGUUAGAAAAACUUAAAUUUAAAUUUUUCUUUAGCGGAAAUAUUGAAAAAAAAAAUCGUUAAUUUUGUACACAUAUAAAUCAUAAAAGUGUGCUUAAGUCGAUUUUAUGACGCCAAUUUUCCAAGUAAUUAAGGUCCUCUUUGAUUACUUGCCGUCUUCAAAGCUUAAGAAAAUUAUUAACGUGAUUAAACUAAAUUUCCAGUCAAUGUAUUUUCUUGUGUUCUCUAUCCAACGACAUCUUUUUAUGGUUUUUGUACACGCCCAAGAAAUAUUUUGGUUUUUAUUCCGUCCAACUUGUGUGAUCUUUUGUGAAUUCGCUAAAUUUUUAUUUGCCUAUGUAUAGUUUUAAGUACCAGUUUAAUUCUGAAGUUGUGCCACAUACACACGCAUUUUGCUCAAGUCGCAGUAGCAAAAUUGUCUCGUCUUUUUGGAUCUGCUUCCAAGGGGAACACUGAGAUCCCCUUAUAUUAGCAAAUAUUUUUGUAACUACUCGAAUGCAGCAAAUAAAUAAAUAAAAGUCACCUGUGUAACCUA